AUGAUGAAUUCCCUCAACAUCAUUACCGCUCGUGUUUCCCCCUCUGCCAGCCCCAACCCAUCUCGAUCCAACAGCCUCGGCAACAUCAGCGCCGGACUGCUCCCCGACGAAAAGUCCACCGACGGAAACGACGGUAGAGAUGCAGCUAGCUCUGACCCGUUCCCCGGCUGCGACUACGAUGGCUCGCAGCCGAACAGCGAAAAGCACAGUUACGUGGCCACGGAGGACACGCCGCCGAUGGACGCGAGCAAAGACGGCAACAAGCGGGCUAGUUGGUGGCACGCAAUACCCCGACGACUGGUCUCAAGCAUCAUAAGCUCUAUCCGCUGGGUGUUUGCUACUCUGGCUUCACCUGGAGUCUACCUGAUUGCCUGCUUCUACGACGAACACGGCGUCUUCGCACCUCUGUUACAGAUGAAGAGGCUGUUUGGCGUCCAUAAAGGAGGGGGCAUGGAUAGCUACAGAUCGCAUGGAAGCCACCAUACUACCAACCACACCGAGUCACCCGUGUCUGCAGGCUCGCAGCGUUGGGGUUACCGCCGGAUGGCGCCGCGCCCUGCGCCGUCGUCUGGUUCGUCAACAUCAGGCCAGUCGUCAGAGUCAGAGGAAGAAACACCCAAGGGUUCUCCUAGCCGGCACAGCAGGUCAAAGUCACUCAACCCCGCGGCAGAGCUCAGCUCUGCGCGGAGAUCGAUUCGAAUUAAGCUUCACAACGACGAUGCUCUGCGGCAACGCAAGCAGCACCGUCGCGCGCAGUCUGCCGUCGCACGAACCAAGACAGACGACCAAGAUCUAUCGGCGCAACUCAAGUCCCCGACGUCGCCGAUUGCAGCUCUGACCAAGUAUCCCAAGACGCCGGCACCUCCCCGACCAUUGAUACCACGGCGCCAACCGUCGUAUCUCAAGCUCGAUGCGUCCGUCGAGCACCAAAAGACGUUGAUCCUUGAUCUCGAUGAGACUUUGAUUCACAGCAUGUCCAAGGGCGGCAGAAGCGGUGGCCACAUGGUGGAAGUUCGACUCAACACGGCAUCGCUAGGAAUGGGCACUGCGCCGGGUGGCGCGGCUCAGCAUCCUAUCUUGUAUUGGGUCAACAAGCGACCGUACUGCGACGAGUUUUUGCGGCGCAUUUGCAAGUGGUUCAACCUGGUCAUCUUUACGGCCUCGGUGCAAGAGUAUGCCGACCCGGUCAUUGACUGGCUGGAGGCGGAGCGAAAGUUUUUCUCUGCCAGAUAUUAUCGGCAGCACUGUACGUAUCGACAGGGCGCGUACAUCAAAGAUCUCAGUUCGGUGGAACCAGACUUGAGUAAAGUCAUGAUUCUGGACAAUAGUCCGCUGAGCUACUUGUUUCAUGAAGACAAUGCCAUCCCGAUUCAAGGCUGGAUCAACGACCCGACAGACAACGACUUGAUGCACCUGAUUCCAAUGCUAGAAGGUUUACAAUACGUUCAUGAUGUUAGAGCACUCUUGGCAUUGCGAGGCGGUGAAGAUGGACAGCAUAUGGCGUAA
Molecule: messenger RNA, 1506 nt
Organism: Metarhizium album ARSEF 1941
Lineage: Eukaryota; Fungi; Ascomycota; Sordariomycetes; Hypocreales; Clavicipitaceae
Product: NIF domain protein
Exons: 2
Coding region: 1-1506 (501 amino acids)
Molecular function (GO): protein serine/threonine phosphatase activity
Source: RefSeq, a predicted model, not a curated record